Messenger RNA from Xiphias gladius (swordfish), 2710 nucleotides. RefSeq names its product golgi reassembly stacking protein 1a (gene gorasp1a). The record is from RefSeq and is a predicted model, not a curated record. Gene Ontology annotation, biological process: Golgi organization. Gene Ontology annotation, cellular component: Golgi apparatus. Bases 101 to 1546 code for a protein of 481 amino acids. NCBI's taxonomy places the organism in Eukaryota, Metazoa, Chordata, Actinopteri, Istiophoriformes, Xiphiidae. The transcript is spliced from 9 exons. Gene Ontology annotation, molecular function: protein binding.
UUUUGGACUGCAGACAAGAUGGCCGCGAACUGUCAGCCGUAAUAAUUCUCACGCUCUUGUUAUUUUCUUAUAGUAUUCAUAUCACAUAUACAUAUAAGAAAUGGGGUUAUCACAGAGUUCAGAAGUAUCCGGAGGAGGGACGUAUGGAUACCAUGUGCACGGCGUGCAGCCAAAUUCCCCUGCAGAAAAGGCCGGACUGCAGCCUUUCUUUGACUUCAUUCUGUCUCUGGACAAUAAAAGACUUAACGAGGAAAACGACCUGCUGAAGGAGCUCCUGAAGGCCAACAUGGAGAGGGCAGUGAGGAUGGAGGUGUACAGCACUAAAAGCACAAGCGUUCGUGAGCUGGAGGUGGUGCCCAGUAACGUGUGGGGAGGACAGGGCCUGCUGGGUGCUAGUGUUCGCUUCUGCAGCUACCAAGGAGCCAGUGAGAAUGUCUGGCACGUCCUGGAUGUGGAGGCUAGUUCACCUGCUUCACUGGCUGGGCUUCAGCCACACAGUGACUACAUAGUUGGAGCAGAUCAGGUGUUGCAGGAUUCAGAAGACUUCUUCUCACUGAUCGAGGCCCAUGAAGGGAAGCCCCUGAAGCUGCUGGUGUACAACACACAAAACGAUGCCUGCAGAGAGGUGGUGGUCACACCAAAUGGAGCUUGGGGAGGAGAGGGCAGUUUGGGUUGUGGCAUUGGUUAUGGUUACCUGCACCGAAUCCCUGCAAAUCCUGAUGUAUCGACUGCAAAGCCUCCCACCCCUGUUCCUGAGGAGAAACCCUCUCCUACGCAGCCUACACAUGGAUUCACAGAGGCGCCUUUAAUGGCAGCUUCAAGCCAAAGUGAAGAUAUCUUAGACCUGGAGCAGGUCACCCUCCAGGAAGCUCCUCUACCUCCACCCAUCCAGAGAGUCAUGGACCCUGGUUUCUCAGACUCUGAAGUGGCAGUGAUGAACCCUGACGCUGCUGAUUUGGUGGACAGGCUGGAUCUGUCCAUGUCGUCCAUCGACAUGACAAACACUUCACUGGCUAUGCAUGAAGAGAAGGACAAUGAAAUCUCUGGCGUUGAGGAGCUGAAGGACAGUGUACUGCUCUCAUCAGCAGCAGAUGACCAGACUGAGUCACUAGAGCUGAGCUCCCAGGUGGCCAUGGACCUCACCUCUGAUCUCGCUUCCAAUGACAUUUUGUCUGAUUCAGGCAUCCCACCAGCUGAGCCGUCACACCUGGUCACAGAGUCCACAGACCUGCAGGGAUCUCUCAUUGAGUCUGGUGAUAGCCCAAGUCCACCUAUGGGUGCAUUGUCUCUCCCUGUAGACUCCCUUGACCCUCCUGCUGAGCCCUCUGUCUCUGUCCCUGCCGAAGACCCCCCCUGCCCAGCUCCUGUCGAUCUCCUCAAAUCCUCAGCUGUUGAUGAGUCGACGGCAGACGAUUCUCCUGCUCAGGCUGACGAAGAUGCAACAGGGUCAGUGGAGGAGUCUGCGGAGCCUGUAGACGUGACUCCUGCUCAGCAAUGCAGCCAUGACCACGAUGAGGAGGAACCAGAAGAGCCACAUCUUGAGUAAGCUUACAUCAGGCCAUACACAAAGUUCAAAAAUGCAAAGCGAAGUUGACAAUCACUUUUAGAGACACUAUAGAGGAAAUACCGGAUAGACCAAGGGAAAGCUGUCUGAUUUGAUACUGAUAGUCUUAUCAGCGUAUAUCAUCAGGUUAGUUACACUACAGGAACCAGCUACAGCAUUAACAUAAACAGUAAGUAGAAAAAUACUAUGAAACACUGUAGGAAUAUCCUAUUUGUUUUUUAUGUGAGAAUUUAAAGUUACAGCUAAAUUGUUAGCCAAAAAGGAUGUAAUGUUAUAAACCUUUAUACUUGUUUGAUCUGAAAUUAGAUUAUAUGGGUGACGGGGCUUUGCUUCUGGUACACUGAUGUGAUGAAUACUUGAAUACUUCCAAAGAUAAACACUUAGUAUAUGAAAAAAAAACACGACAUGCAUUUACUACAGUAAACAGCUGCACCGUAAUAUCAGUAACACUUUCAAGGUUUUUAACGCUAGCAGAUUGUUGGCAGUUUAGAUAAAUUGUAACAGUCUCACGGUGCAGUGUUACAUCUGUUGCUGAUGUGCUUUUAAGAAGCAUUAUCCACAUAAUGCCUCCCCAAACAGAGCUUUUAAAAAUAGCUAAAUUAUAAAAGGGACAUAUACAUUUUUUGGUUUGUAAAAUGUUUUUGCUUGUGGGAUGUGGGAAAUAUUUGUCCACUUGUAUUCCGUUUAACCAGCCAGUAUGUUUUUACACCAGUAUGUUUUAAAUGCUGUCUUUAUUUUAAUUUAAUCAAUCAAUCAGCCAUGAAGUCUGAUCAGUUUGAGAACCAUUUUACUACCUGUCAAACUGGAAUUAUGUCCCCAUGUUUUAUUUUACACUCUUUUCACCUUGUAUUCUAUGCAACAGUAGACAAGAACUGCCGUUGACUUUACAGGCAAUGCAUUAAUAAUGUAAAUCCAAUAGAUAAGCCUUUUGAUAUGUGUAAUAAGUCUGAUAACAUAUUAAUAGUGCUGUUGAGUAAUGGUUUUCUGUUUUUCUAGGGGGGGGGGGUACUUAGUGUUUUUCACUGUCAAUGUAGGUGCUAGUGUGUAAAAUAAGGAAAAAUAUUUUUGCAGAUAUUUUAUCAAUGAAUUGUAUGUUUUAUUAGGAAUGAGUGCAGAGUCUUUUGAUGAAUGUGAGAUUGGUGAAUC